AUGUUCCCCGCGACGGCCGUGAUCGGCCGCCCCGGGGAGGCGCAGCCCGUCGGCGUCUACGCUCUCAAGGCAUACAGGGUCGAUCCCUCGGACGCGGUCGCAGGCUUUGCGACUAACCUCGGAUUCUCCGCCAGCCCCAACGGCGUGAAGACCCUCUGCUUCACAGUGCCAGCCAAGGACAGCGCCGCGCCCGCCGCGGGCCGGCGGCGCCUGCGGCAGCAGGCGGGCGCGCCUGCGGGGGCCGUCGACGUGUCCGGGCCGCUCAACGUGAAUUGGGCGCACGGCGCCAGCUCAGCGCUCGCCGUGCACACCGACAAGGGCAGCGCGGUCCUGUCGCUGCAGGGCGGCGGCGCCGCGGCCGCGGGCGCCGGCGGCCCGUCCGCCGAGCGCGCGGCCGCCGUGCUGAUUGCGCACGGCGCGCUGAUGGCGGCGGCGUUCCUCCUGCUCAUGCCCGCGGCCGCGAUCGCCGCGCGCCACAAGUGGCUGUCAGGCGCGCCGGACGCCACCGUCGGCGGCCGCGUGCGCGGCGGGUGGUUCCAAGCGCACCGCAGUAUGCAGAUCCUGGCCCUCAUGGCGGCGAUCACCGCGUUCAUCGUAAUCUUCCAGACAAACGGCUGGCUGCCCGGCGGCCCCGGCUUUGAAAUCUUCUCGGCGCACCGCGCGCUCGGCAUUGCCACGUUCGCGCUGGCGCUGGCGCAGGGCGCCCUCGGCGCCGCGCGCCCGGCGCUGGGCGCGGCGCCGUCGCCGCGGCGGCUGCGCUGGUACGGCGCGCACGCGGGGCUCGGGUGGUCUGUGAUCGCCCUCGGGACCGUCACCUGCUACCUCGGGAUCGCGACGCUCUCAACCUUGGGCACCACGCAGGACGUCAUGUCAGCAUGGCUGGGCCCCGCGCUCGCGGUCACCAGCACGCUGCUGCUGCUCGGCGGUGCCCUCGAGCUCCGCAAGUGGCGGCUGCAGGCGAGCGGGCGCUACGACCCGCUGACUCAUCAGGUGCACGCGCCGGGGCACGUCGGCAAGGCCGGCAUCCCGAUCACCGCCGCCGCGCCCGCGGGCGCCGCGGCGUGA
Messenger RNA from Monoraphidium neglectum, 1065 nucleotides. RefSeq lists its product as hypothetical. The coding region runs from base 1 to 1065 and encodes 354 amino acids. The transcript has a single exon. Lineage: Eukaryota; Viridiplantae; Chlorophyta; Chlorophyceae; Sphaeropleales; Selenastraceae. The record is from RefSeq and is a predicted model, not a curated record.